Pelobates fuscus (common spadefoot toad) is the source of this 1014-nucleotide messenger RNA. Its product is annotated as heme-binding protein 2-like. The transcript has 4 exons. The coding region runs from base 51 to 674 and encodes 207 amino acids. Lineage: Eukaryota; Metazoa; Chordata; Amphibia; Anura; Pelobatidae. The record is from RefSeq and is a predicted model, not a curated record. Gene Ontology annotation, cellular component: cytoplasm. Gene Ontology annotation, molecular function: heme binding.
GUGACAGCGCCCAUUCCCUGCUGCAGGCUCAGUGUCUCCUGGUAGCAGUGAUGGGUGCUAGGUCUGUGCUGGUGCUGAGCUUGCUCUGUGUGUGGGGUGCUGUGAGGGCUGAGGAGGGUGCUGCUGAUGAGUACAAGGCUCCUGACUUCUGUGGAACCUAUGAAUGUCCCAAGUAUGAAGUGGCAAAGAAAUAUGAAACUUUUGAACUAAGAACUUAUCAAAGCACCCUAUGGGUAACUACAUCACUAGAGUUGGACUACUUUGGCUUUGGAAUAUAUAGAAGCUUCAAGCGCUUGUUCGAUUACAUCAAUGGACAGAACUCAGAAGGUAUCAAAAUUAAGAUGACUGUCCCGGUGCGGAUUUAUGUUCCAUUAAUAACUCCAACAGAUAAGAAUGCCACUAUGUCUUUUUUUGUGCCAUUGGCAGUGGUAAAUCCACCGCAACCACUGAACAAAGAGGUUUACAUUGAAAGUUUUCCUCAAAUGUCUUUCUAUGUCAAGUCUUUUGGUGGCUAUGCACUUAAGACACACUAUGAGAAAAAAGCUAAAAUGUUGUCAGAAGAGCUGACGGCCAUGGGGCUAGGAUUUGACAGCACCUUUGGUACAGCAGCUGGCUACAACGAUCCACUUACAUUUGUUGGCAGGCAUAAUGAAGUGUGGUACACAGUCCAAUAAAUCAGUCAAAACCGAUUAUAUCGUAUUCCUGGCUGGAUAAGGAUAAUGUGCGAUCUAUAGCCGCUAUAGGGAAUAUUUCAUUUUAGGACCUGCUAAUGGAUAGUUACAUAGGGAUAUAUAGAUACUUUGAGGAAGACAAUGCUGUCAUGAUUGGGUAAACUAAUAAAAAAAAGCUUUGUUUUUGUUUUUGCUUGGAUUUUGUCAACUUGUCAAGCCAAUAUAUUACUUAUUUUAUUUGCCAAGUAAACACCAUUUAUAGAUUACUUGUAGGAAUUGGAUGGACAAUAUAUUUUCUAUUCUCUGUAUGUACAAAAUCUAUUGUAAUAAAAUCUCUGAUUUA